UGGGUGAUAAUAUGACAUAGCUUUCUUUAGAUUAUAUUUCUAUCUCGAUUAAAUAUUAAUUUAGCUCUAUGCGUGUCUUAUGAUCUGUCUCUCAUUAACGAUGAGUAUUAAGUAUGCCAGCAGUAAUUUGAAAGUCCAGCUCUUCUGAAUAAAUUUAAAGAUAGAGAAUUUAGAGAAAAUUGAUUAACAAAAAAGAAAACUUAGAGAAAGAAAAACAUUUUGAAGAUAGACUUAAUGAGUUGGAAGGUAAUGCCUCAAUUUAUUCUACAUAGAAUUUUACUAUUUCUGUACACCAAACCAUGGCCAUUUUUGUUCUCUAACAGCUUCUGAUAGUUAUUUGGUUACUUAUUGCAAUCUUUCUAUUCAUGAAGUCCGCUUCUGGUUUUACUAAAUAACCCAUUUCUUCAAGAAGACCAAGGACCAGCAAUAGAGUAUAAUUCUUCUCGCUAAGAUAGCAUACAAGCACACAAGAAGACUUUCUCUCUAAAAUAAUGGUGCUCUCCUAUAUCUUAGAGUAUAUUAUGCCAGCUUUGGCUAAGUGUAAAUCUAAAUUGAUAUCAUUCUGAUUUAACCCUGCCUCCGGUUACUCGCCAAUUCCUAAGAAUAGAUUGUUUAUUAGGAAAGGUAUUUUGUGUGAAAAAGUUGAGUUUUAGAAACUUUGUAGAAGAAACUUUAACAUUAGUUGAAUUUGGGAAUGAUAGUACUAAUUUUAGAGAUAGGGUGUCUUGUUGGUUAGUUUUAACUUUGAGGGAAAUUUUCAGAUAAAGAUAGCAAAUGAUUGAGUGGAAAUAAUGGAAGAUCAUGGUAUAAGUUGUUAAUUUUAAACGCACAAUUUUAUCUGGAACAAGGUCACAAUUUUAGAGACAAAUUAGAGCAUCAAGAAAGAUCUCCACUGCGAAUUUUCAAACCUAAAAUUAAAUAG
Molecule: messenger RNA, 922 nt
Organism: Moneuplotes crassus
Lineage: Eukaryota; Ciliophora; Spirotrichea; Euplotida; Euplotidae
Source: the annotation of a GenBank genome assembly